This is a messenger RNA of Cydia pomonella (codling moth), 740 nucleotides long. RefSeq lists its product as uncharacterized. Lineage: Eukaryota; Metazoa; Arthropoda; Insecta; Lepidoptera; Tortricidae. The coding region runs from base 47 to 706 and encodes 219 amino acids. The record is from RefSeq and is a predicted model, not a curated record. The transcript is spliced from 4 exons.
GCUGAUAUUGUUUCGUGUUUUCUGUGGCUGCUCAUCGCGCAGCAAGAUGUUUUUCAAAAUAAGUUAUAUUUUAUUUUUCUGUUGCUUAAAUUUUAUACGUGCACAUGGAACGAAAGCAAUUGACAUGGACUACUUUUUGAGCUUUCUUCGCAACUCUAACUGCUCCACCAAAGAAGGACUACAAUACUGCAAAGAAAAUUGUCAUGGAGUAUCCGUACUGUGUCACAAGGGGGAGUGUUACUGUCAUCAAAGUGUCGUAGAUACUAUAAACUCGCCAAAUGUAGUGGCCAGUGUGGAUCUGAUGAUAGCGCCGAAAGCACCAAUUCCUCCGACAAAUGAAGUUCAAAUAAAUAUAUCUCCACAAAUUGUCCAGAAAAGCGAUGAAGAAGUACCAGUCCAAAUUUCAAGUCGGAGACAUCAAAUAGCCCACUUCUGCCCAAGUCUUGACAUAGCCAGAAAGUGUAUCAGGAAGUGCAUUCAGCUCGGCAAGGCUGCGUUUUGCGGAAAGGACCACCAAUGUUACUGUGGUCACAAAUAUAGCUCCCACGAUGCACCUGACAAACAAGACGCAUUGGAAGUCUAUAAGGAAUUCUCAGACAUGUACGCUAAAUACUUUGGAAACGCUGAACCUGACACGGGAAGUGAUGAAAAUUACGAUGAGUUCUUAAAAAAGAAAAAAUUGUCGAAUAAGGUUACUCAUCAUUAAUCAAAUGCAUGGAUUAAAUGUAUAUUCAAACGUC